AUGAACACAUCACAGAGUCCUCCGUCAGAGCAGAAUGAUACUCUGCUCAAGAAGAAUGAGCUUAUUAAUCAACCACGAAAUUAUAUGAUACCAAAACGAUAUAUAUUAACUAUAUUAGCUUUUUUUGGAUUUUUUAAUGCUUAUUUGAUACGAGCAAAUUUGAGUAUUGCUAUUGUAAAAAUGAUAGAACCAUAUAAAAACAGUUCAUUGAUAUCUGUACAGACUGGAUAUGAUUGGAAUACAAAAAUUCAAGGAUACGUCUUAAGUUCGUUUUUCUACGGUUAUAUUAUUACCCAAAUACCUGCUGGAUGGAUAGCAACGCGAAUUGGAGGAAAACACCUAUUUGGAUUCGGCAUUGGUUUAAGUGGAUUGUUAACGUUGUUUACAUCUUUUUUCGCCUAUAUGGGACCGAGCGCAUUGUUUUUCCUGCGCAUAUUGGAAGGUCUUUGUCAAGGAGUUGUCUAUCCAUCACUUCAUUCUAUUUGGUCAAAAUGGGCUCCACCGUCUGAAAAAACGAAAAUGACGACAUUCGCAUUUGCAGGCGGCUAUAUUGGAACUCUGGCUGCAAUGUGUUUUGGAGGACUUGUUGCAACACAUUUAUCUUGGGAAUGGAUCUUUUACAUUUCUGGUGCCAUUGCCGUGAUUUGGACUGGACUAUGGUUCUUUUUUAUAGUAGAAUCUCCGGAACAACAUCAAACAAUUUCGUCAAGUGAAUUGUCUUAUAUUGAAUCAAACUUGUUUAAACCACCGACAAAGCAUUACAUCAUCCCAUGGAAACAAAUCUUGAAAUCGUCACCAACAUGGGCCAUUGUUAUUGCCCAUUUUGCUCAGAAUUGGGGUUUUUACACAAUGCUCACCGAAUUACCAACAUUUUUGAAACAAUGCCUUAAGUUUCAGCUAGAUGAGUCUGCAUUAACUAUAUUUCGAUUAGGCGAAUUACAAUCGUGGGCAGUUGCAGACGAAGAAUAUCAAUAUGUGUUCGAUACACUAUCACGAGAUACAAGUCAAGAAUUCUCUCACGCCAAAAUCGAUGAGUUGACAAAUAAAUUAAAAAAAGAAAUAAUUGACACUGAUCCAGUACCGACACCGGAGCAAUGA
This is a messenger RNA of Didymodactylos carnosus, 1098 nucleotides long. The record is from the annotation of a GenBank genome assembly. NCBI's taxonomy places the organism in Eukaryota, Metazoa, Rotifera, Eurotatoria, Philodinida, Philodinidae.